Molecule: messenger RNA, 3708 nt
Organism: Salmo salar (Atlantic salmon)
Lineage: Eukaryota; Metazoa; Chordata; Actinopteri; Salmoniformes; Salmonidae
Product: protein crumbs homolog 1
Molecular function (GO): calcium ion binding
Source: RefSeq, a predicted model, not a curated record
UUACCUAUCUACACAGGUGGUCUCUGUGAGGAGGACACUUAUGCAUGUGAACUGCAACCGUGUCAGAAUGGUGGCGUCUGCGACAGCCAACAUGGCGGCUACAGGUGCCUCUGCUCUCAACAGAGCCAAGAUGGCUUACUGUACGGAGGCGAGAAUUGCACAGUCGCCCUCCUGGGCUGUGACGGCAACCGCUGCAAGAAUGGUGGCAUCUGCUCUCCCCUCUUCCUGAACUACCGCCACACCUACACCUGCACCUGCCGCGCAGGCUUCACCGGCUCCAAGUGUCAGACGUCCACCAUCUUCUCCUUCGAGUCCAGCGGCUACAUGUAUGUGGAGACCCAGCUAUCGGACCCUGAAGUCCCUCUCAACGUCACCCUUAGCUUCAAGACGGACCGGCCUGUCGGCACCCUCCUCCAGCGUCGGGUCGACGACCUGCUGCUCACCAUCGAGCUGGUAGACAGCCGCUUACGCCUCAGCAUGCUAAGAGCUCAAGGGACAAGAAACCCAGUAUUUCUGGAGCUACCGCCAAGCGUGGCGGACAGCCAGUGGCACACGGUGGAGGCCUGGCUGGGCUGUGAGGAGGAGGGGAGCAGUGUGAGGCUGCUUCACUCCCCCUGCGCUGAGGUGGGCUGCACCAGGGAGUUCCCCGCCACCGAGACACCCCUGCUGGAGCAAGGCUCCGGCCUACGAGAGCCCAGCUCGGUUCGCCACAGCCUCUUUCUAGGAGGGGUGGGACUGGGCUGGGGCUCCAGUGGGGUGGCAGGAGAAAGGGAGGCUGAGGCUGCAGACGCGCCUGCCCCACCUGGUCCAGCUGCUUACUUCCUGGGCUGUUUCCGGGACGUGUUUGUGGAGUCACGGCUGGUAGUGCCCGCCGUCGCCAACUCACCGGCUCAGGUCAACGUCACAGCCGGGUGCAACGACAGGGACAAGUGUGAAGACAGCCCGUGUCAGAACCGGGGGCAUUGCAUAAACCAGGGAUGGAGGAGCUAUGUGUGCGAGUGCUACAGACCGUACGAGGGGACUACGGACUGCGCUGAGGACUCUCUCUCUGUUAGUUCUUCAUCUAUCCAUUUAGUAAUUGGGAGGAUAGUGUAUGGAAUUUUAUUAAUUGUUAAAAACUCUCUCUAUUUCUGUACCAACACAGAGUACAACGCGGCCAGGUUCGGCAAUGAGGACGUGGCGAGCUAUGCCGUCUUCUCCUUGGAUGACCCCCCGGGUUCUGGCACCAUCGCCAUAUCCAUGUUUGUGCGCACGCGACGCUCGAACGGCCUCCUCCUGGUCCUGGCCAACAGCACCAGCCAGUACCUCCACCUGUGGCUGGACGAUGGCCGGGUAAAAUUUCAGGUGAACAACUUAGAGAGCCUGUCGGGUCGAGUCGUGGUCAGCGACGGCCACUUUCACUUGGUGACGGUGCGGCUGGAGGGCGACUUUGUGACCCUGUUCCAGUCGGCCCAUAGCCAGGGAACCAUCCCCAUCCGGCCCGUGGUGGCUCAGCCAGGGGACCUGGUCUACGUCGGGGGCCUGGCUGACCAAAGAGCCUCUGCCUCCUUUGGGGGUUACCUGAAAGGCUGUGUCCAGGACCUGAGGAUUAACAGUAAACGGCUGCAGUUCUUCCCCAUAGCAACCCCAGUGGCAUCGUACGGCCUGGUGGAGCUGGUCAAUGUCACAAAGGGAUGUACCAGUGACAACGCCUGUAGUAAAAACCCGUGUCUGAACAGCGGAGUGUGCUACUCCAUGUGGGACGACUUCAUCUGCAAUUGUCCUCCCAACACUGGAGGGCGUUGCUGUGAGGAGGUCAAGUGGUGUGAGCUGUCUCCCUGCCCCUCGACUGCAGCCUGCCAGUCCCUCUCCCAGGGCUUUGAGUGUGUGUCCAACGUGACCCUCUGGAAUGACGGCAUACUGUCCUACAGAGGCAAUGAGAAGAUCAGCCGCCACCUCAGCAGCAUCCUCCUCAGUGUGCGAACCAGGCAAACGGACACCACGCUACUACACGCCGAGAAAGGCUCUGAGUUCCUCACAAUCUCCCUCCAAGACUCUCGACUGGUGCUGGAGCUACACGCCGGCAGUGGUGAGGCCUCCCCCAAGCUGACUGUCCAGAGCCGAGGCCUUCUCAGCGACGGCCAGUGGCACACAGUGGAGAUCUCCAUGGAAGCUCUGGAUCUACAGACCUCCAGGUGGAUCAUGGUCCUGGACGGGGGAAGAGAGGGAGGAGAGAAGGAGGUGUCUGAAGCCGCCUCUGGGAGCUUGGACUUCCUCAGGGAGGGAGUGGACAUCCUCUUGGGAGGUUUGGGGCCCGAGGCUGGGGGGAACCUGGCUGGAUGUCUGGGCCCCGUUCAGAUCGGUGGGCUCCCGCUGCCUUACUAUGGCGACACCGACCUGAACCUUCCCAGGCCCCAAGAGGAGCAGUUUGUGAGGACCCCCGGUGUUGCCACCCCACAAUAUGGCUGCUGGGGAGCCAGUGUGUGCUCGCCCAACCCCUGUCUGAACCAGGGGGUAUGUGAGGACCUCUUUGACCUCUCCCUCUGCAGGUGCCCGUCUGAGUGGAUUGGGCCACAAUGCCAGAAUGAUGCGAACACCUGCGCUGUCAAGCCCUGCAUCCAUGGAAACUGCACUGUCCUAGGGGAGGGUUACGUAUGUGCGUGUGAGCCAGGGUACGGGGGGGCCAGGUGUGAGAAAGAUGUGGAUACGUGUGAGAACAACGAGUGCGGCCCAGGGGCCACCUGUCUCAGGGGCCUCCAGAACUACGCCUGCCUUUGCCCCAGGAACAUGACCGGGCCCCUCUGCAAUGAGAAGGUUCCAGAAGUCCCGUGGUACAUUGAAAAGAUACCAUACCCCAACCUGCCCGUAUCCAUGUGUCCUGGCCACAGAUGGAACUACAGCUGCUUCAACGGGGGGAACUGCUCUAAACUGGACAACACCUGUGAUUGUCUGCCAGGUUUUAUAGGGCAAUGGUGUGAGGUAGACUUUGAUGAGUGUGCGUCUGGUCCCUGUGAAUACGGAGGCUACUGCCACAACCUCGUCAACAACUUCCGCUGUGAUUGUGAGAUCAACUUUACAGGUGACCAGUGCCAGAUCGAUGUCAAUGAUUUCUACCUGUAUCUGGCCCUGCUGCUGUGGCAGUACAUGUUCCAGCUCACAUCCUACCUCCUCUUGCACCUCGACGAUGCCCCCGAGAUUGAGUGUGAGGUAGACUUCGACGAGUGUUUGUUAAACCCCUGUGAUAACGGAGGCUACUGCCAAAACCUCCCCAAUGGCUUCCACUGUGAGUGUGGGAUCAACUUCUCGGGCGACCAGUGCACGAUUGACUGCAAUGACUUCUACUUGUACUUGGGCCUGGUGCAGUUGCAAUUCAUGCUCCAGCUCAUUUCCUACCUCAUCCUGCACAUUGAUGAUGGCCCAGAGAUAGACUGGGAACACCAGCAGAUGGACAACGACGAGGAGCCCAUUGGGGACAACAUGGAUGAGUGUGAGUUAGACUUCGAUGAGUGCUCAUCAGGCCCCUGUGAUAACAGAGGCUACUGCCACAACCUCCCCAAUGGCUUCCACUGUGACUGUGAGAGCAACUUCUCAGGCAACCAAUGCACAGUCGACUGCAGCGAGUUCUACUUGUACCUGGCCCUGGUGCUGUGGCAAUACAUGUUCCAGUUCAUUUCCUACAUAAUCCUGCACCUCGAUGAUGAUGGCCAGGAGAUCGACCAGGAACACUAG